Plasmopara halstedii is the source of this 762-nucleotide messenger RNA. RefSeq names its product proteasome subunit alpha type 7. The coding region runs from base 1 to 762 and encodes 253 amino acids. Gene Ontology annotation, cellular component: nucleus; proteasome core complex; proteasome core complex, alpha-subunit complex. The record is from RefSeq and is a predicted model, not a curated record. The transcript has 5 exons. Gene Ontology annotation, biological process: ubiquitin-dependent protein catabolic process. NCBI's taxonomy places the organism in Eukaryota, Oomycota, Peronosporomycetes, Peronosporales, Peronosporaceae.
AUGUCAAGAUACGACCGUGCGAUCACAGUCUUCUCGCCAGAUGGUCAUUUGUUCCAAGUGGAAUAUGCCAUGGAAGCUGUUAAGAAAGGUGCUGUGGCCGUGGGUGUUCGUGGUCAAAACGCUGUUGUUUUGGCGGUCGAGCGUAAGGAGACGGCCAAGCUACAAGAUCCACGCACUGUACGCAAGAUUUGCAAAGUGGAUGAUCACAUUUCCAUUGCUUUUGCUGGUCUUACAGCCGAUGCCCGCGUACUUGUGAACAAAGCACGUCUUGAGUGCCAAAGCUAUCGUCUUACAGUAGAAGACGCGCCGUCUGUUGAAUAUGUCGCCCGCUAUGUCGCACGCGUCCAGCAAAAGUACACGCAGCGUGGUGGUGUACGUCCAUUUGGGAUUUCAAUGCUCAUUGCUGGCUGCGACAGCCAAGGCAUUCCACAAUUAUACCAGACGGAUCCGUCUGGUACAUUUUCAGCUUGGAAAGCCAACGCUACUGGUCGCAAUUCGUCAAACAUUCGAGAGUUUCUUGAGAAACACUAUGUGGAAAAUGCGACAGAAGAAGAAGCGAUAACACUAGCAAUUAAAGCGCUUCUUGAGGUUGUCGAGUCGGGGAGUAAGAAUAUUGAAAUUGUCGUGGUGCGAGUGGGCGGUAAAGUAUCGCCUCUUGAAGACGAAAAGGUGAAUGCACUUUGCGAUAAAAUUGAGGAAGAAAAAGAGGCAGCUCGUCAGGCUAGCGCAAGAACUAGUUGGCACUUGCGUCCAACAAAUUGA